AUGUGCUUCACCGGUGAAAUGUCGGCCGGCUUUGCCGCCGUCGGCCUCUUCGCUUCCUGGUGGAUCUACUCCAAGACCAACAACACGGAGCUGGCGUCGGGCGUCUUCUUCUUCUUUACCAUGGAGUUUCUUCAGGCCAUCCAGUACAUCUACAUCGCCUCGGGUCUGUCUGAUCCCACCUGCGACACCUUGGUGAACCAGGUCCUGACCCUCCUCGGUUUCCUCCACAUCUGCCUCCAGCCCUACUACUGCCAUGUGAUCAACGCCAGCCUCACCAAGAGCGAGAAGUACCGCGACCGCUACGUUGUCGUGAAGCGUCUGUGUCUCAUCGGCGGCUUCCUCCUCUUCAUGCGCUACCCCCUCUCCUUCGUGCCCCAACUCAACACCAUGGACGUCAACCCCGAGACCAGCCCCUCCACCGAGUGGCUGCGUGGUGACAAGCUCUGCACCUUCAAGACCCAGAGCAUGGUUCACCUCGGCUGGUCGGUCCCCAUGGCCGAUCCCUCCUACUACGUCAUGUCUGCCUCCAUCCACUCCUUCUUGAUGUUUGCCCCCUUCUUCGCCCUCUACGAGAAGAAGGGCAUGGUUGUUCAGGGUCUCUUCCUCUUCCUCUUUGGCCCCGUCAUGGCCGCCUUCAUCUCCGAUAACCUUAUGGAGCAGGCCAGCAUCUGGUGCUUCUUCUCCAUCGCCCAGAUUGCCACCAUGCUCUUCCUCAUCCGCGAGACCCUCCUCAUCCACUGGGGCAAGGGCAACAUCUCCGUGAUGCGUAAGGCCAAGGAUGCCAAUCUCACACUUACGAGCCUGAAGCACUUCCUCUUCUUCUUCGUUGCUGUCGUCGGGGUUUUUGUUUGUUUCUCUCUCUCUCUCUCUCUCUCUCUCUCUCUCUCUCUCUCUCUCUCUCUCUCUCUCUCUCUCUCUCUCUCUCUCUCUCUCUCUCUCUCUCUCUCUCUCUCUCUCUCUCUCUCUCUCUCUCUCUCUCUCUCUCUCUCUCUCUCUCUCUCUCUCUCUCUCUCUGGCGGUCGUGCAGCGCAGCGGAGCGCUGGGGGGAACUGGCGCCUGGUGGUGCUGGCAAUUGGACAACCAACUGGUCUUUGGCGCGGCUCGGGCGGUCAGCUCAGCUUGGCUGAAGCUUUGGACAAGGCCCGCAUCGCGCGGGUGUUCACCUCUGCCAUGACCAUGCAACCACCCAAGUAUCUGACGCCCAUCGAUGCCCGUCAGGCCUCUUUCAAAUCCCACCUCUUGUUUUCCUUUGAUAGCGCUGCGCGCAUCACGGAAGAUGGUCUCAAAUUUUCCCGCGAUGUUCUCAGUCUGAUCAAGCGUCGCCAGCAGGCUGAACUCGAGUACAGCCGCAGCCUCGGUCCGCACCUCUGCCUCGCUCCCACGACAGCCUAUCCCCGCCUCGUUGGCAGCAACACACUCUCACCCAGCCACGCACACGCAAAUGACAUUCUAGAACGCAUUCAUGCUCAAUUCAAAGACCUUGUUCCCGACGAUAAAGCCUUGGACCUGGGCACCGUGACGGAUGACAGUGCAUCCGACUGCAAGUUGGAUGCCUCCCGCAACUACCUCACGGUCCUUUGUCUAAUCAACUUCCUCAGCUCCUCUGGUAUCAUGUCGGGCGUCUACUUGAUGAUUCAGGAAACCUUUGCCACGGCGCGCCGCCACGAAAUCAUGGCGCAAAGAUUGUUAAACGACGUGGUGGAUGAACUGGCUCAAUGCUGUCGCGAAACCGAAACAUUUCGCAAACACCAAGUUUUGGAGGGACAGCGCCUGCAAAAGCAGCUCAAGGAUAGCUACACUGAGCUCAAGAGGCUGCAAUCAGCCCAUCACACUGCCACCAAGGAGGCCGAUGAGACUCGGUCCAAUCGUGAUCGCGCCCAAUCCAACCCUGGUGCCAAAGCGUCGGCCGUGAGCAAACUCGAAGCCAAGCAUCAGGCGGCAGAGUCCAAGGCUGAAGACGCCCGCGCCAAGCUUCAAGACCAGGAGCAGGCCUGCAAGGAGGCGCAGCAAGAUCAUUACAAUUUGCAAAUGCCGCAGGUGCUGGAGCAAUUGGAGAUGAAGGAAGAAGAUCGCAGUUGGCGCUUACGCCAAGCCCUCAUCCGGGCGGCGCAAAUCGCACGAGAUACAACACUGGAAAGUGACGACGCCCAGCUGAAGCUGGCCCACGUCAUUCAGCGACUGCAAGUGCGCGCCGACCUUGAGGAACGCAUCGCCGAAGCAAGCACCGCCGAUGAUGACAUGGACAUGCCUGUGACAAGCGUUGUUGCGCCCACCCUCAAAGCACAUUUGCAAGCCAAGAGCAUGGACACCAUCAAGCCUUUCAAAGACUAUCUGUUUCUCGUUGUGCGCCAUAAACGCCGGCUUUACCAAUAUGAAUCCGACAACGCGGACCACCCCAAAUUGGUGGUGACGUUACCCUUUGGCAACCGAGUUGUGCGACCCGUGCACGCAUCCUUGUUUGGCCGACCGCACGUUUUUCAAGUGAUUAAUCAAUCUCGCACAAUCUGCGUAGCAUGCCCAGACCGGGAGACAUACCACCGCUGGUUCAACGAAUUGACGCACAUUUGCCAGCCGCCCACCAACGUGGAUCAGCGCCCACACCUCGUGCGCUCCAUCAGUGUCAAGGUCACCGAGGCCAAGGAGCUGAUAAAAAGUGGGGACUACGUAGCUGAGGUUUUGCUGGAUGAUGAGCGUCAAGCGCGCACACAGGUGAAAAGCGCCACCACCGAGCCGUACUGGGGCCAGAGCUUUGAAUUCGAUGAUGUACCUCUGCAAUUUGAGCGCGUCAUCAUCCAGAUUGUCAAAGCCUCGAGUGCCUUGAGCGCGACGGCGCGGCAUCAAGCUGCGGCCCUGAAGCGCAAGGUGGCGUCGAUUGCGCGCGCUGAUCCCUCGCCGCGCAAGGGGAGUCGAGUGUCAGCCACCGAGUUCUCGGCUGGCUCUGGCAUCAAAGACCGACGCGAUGCCGAUGUCGUCGGUAAUGUCAAGCUUCAGCGAGUGCGAGGUGUUGAUAUCAUGGUGACUGCCGGCACGUGUGGAUGCAGACGUGCCGAAGUUCUCAUCUCUGCCAACACCAUGGGUGGUGACCUAGUUGGCCGCAUUCGACUAAAUGUAACGCAUACCGAUGAGUACAUCCGGUCAGCACCAGUGUAUAAGGAACUUCGAGAUGCCUUUAAGCCUUCGAAUGAGGCCGUCUUGUCAACAGCGCAGGCCAACAAUGCCUUGUUGUCGGUCAUGAUCACCAUGCUUCGAGCUGAGGUGCAGGCGGCAACACAUCCGGAGACCUUGUUUCGCGGCAACUCGUUGGCGUCCAAGGGCCUGGACUAUCUGAUGAAGGAGCUUUGCAUUCAUCAGGGCACGUACUUGGUGGAUAUCUUAUCAAGCCAUAUUCAAGCGCUGUACGACCUAAAGACAUCAUGUGAAAUGGAUCCCACGCGGGUGGAUAGCGUGGAUCCCAUGCGGGACUUGGCUGCCAACGAAAAAGCUUUGGUCAGCUACGCUCAGGCGAUAUGGAAAAGUAUUACGGGCGCACUCGAUCAGGUGCCGCGCGAGCUGAAAUAUGUGUUUCACCACUUGCACUCAUCGGUGCGCGCCAAAUUCCCGGGAGAUGAGGAAGCACCCAAGUCGGCAGUCGUCGGCUUUUUCUUUCUUCGCUUGAUUUGUCCAGCAAUCUUGAACCCCCAGCUCUUUGAACUGCAAGAGGACAUUCCCGAGGCUGGCGUGGCACGGUCUUUGACGCUCAUUUCUAAAGUGCUGCAAAACUUGGCCAACGGCGUCCUCUUUGGGCAGAAGGAGCCAUACAUGCUUCCUCUGAAUGACUUUGUGCAGAAGCAUAUGGGCAUGAUGGGCACGGUGAUUCAGGUUCUGUGCAACUGUCCGGCUCAGCAGAUGCCAUGCAGCCUAUUCUUGCAGGCCGCGCCCCGCUGCUUUGCUCGACUCAACCGUCUCUUACUGGACUGCAUUCCGGCCAUGCCCGAGGCCAUCGGGGACGAUGACGCUCGACACACGGCGGCGGCCUUGUUGGUCGACGUGGUGCGUAAGCUUCCGACACCCACGGAGGAUGAGCUCGUCAUGGUUCGCGAGGCGGAGGAGGAGUAUCACCGCCUCUUGGCCCACAAGCAAAUGCAGCUCAUCAAUGAGGCUGAACGGCAACAGCAAGCUGCCCUCCAAGCUUCAUUGGAUGGGAGUAGUGCCACCACGCCACGUCGCUCGCGAGGAGCUCUGUCGGGCUUGUUGCGUCGUCGACCAAAGUCCUCCAUGCCUGAUGCUGCCGAGCUGUCCUUGUCUCGAUCUGAACCGCCGUCGCCCUUGUUGAUGCAACGGCGUGUAUCUGACGCAGCACGGCUUUCAAUGGAAUCGGGGCCAGACGACGAGGUGUGUGUGUGUGUGUGUGUGUGUGUGUGUAUUCAGUUCUUGUUGAUGCUUCCGCAGUUUUUGGGCGAGAUGCCACCACCACCACGAGGGGCAGAGCCGACGACGAUGACGCCACAGGUUCUGCCCACGCGUUCUGCCACAGGGACAGAGCAGCAGGAUGAUAGGGAUGAGGUUGAUGCCGAUCCCGACCAGCCUAGCCCGACGCGCCGUCUGACCCUGGAAUACGAGGAGGCCUUGAUUGUAUGCCCCGAACAAGCGAGUGUGAGCGUACCACCCGCUCCAAACGCCUCCACCCCCAUUGCGCAACAACUGACGAUGCUGACAAUUUUCAGUGUGGGAGCUGCCAUGAUCCAAAAGUGUGAUGACGGUUACACCUGA
This is a messenger RNA of Monosiga brevicollis MX1, 4749 nucleotides long. RefSeq lists its product as uncharacterized. The transcript is spliced from 28 exons. The record is from RefSeq and is a predicted model, not a curated record. Lineage: Eukaryota; Choanoflagellata; Craspedida; Salpingoecidae. Gene Ontology annotation, biological process: regulation of GTPase activity. The coding region runs from base 1 to 4749 and encodes 1582 amino acids.